Molecule: messenger RNA, 8830 nt
Organism: Heterocephalus glaber (naked mole-rat)
Lineage: Eukaryota; Metazoa; Chordata; Mammalia; Rodentia; Bathyergidae
Gene: Pias2
Product: protein inhibitor of activated STAT 2
Biological process (GO): regulation of transcription by RNA polymerase II; protein sumoylation
Cellular component (GO): chromatin
Molecular function (GO): SUMO ligase activity; transcription coregulator activity; zinc ion binding
Source: RefSeq, a predicted model, not a curated record
GCCGGUCACGUGACGGGCCUGGCGGUGGAGGCGGCGGCGGUAGCGGCGGCGGCCGCGGUGUCUUUAGCGGCUCCCAGUGCAGGAUGGUGCUGGAAGAGGCGGCGGCCGUGGUGGCGGCGGCGUUGUUGGCAACUGCGGGAGGGGGAGCGGUGGCGGCAGUGGCGCCUGCGGGGGGUAUAAAAUGGCGGAUUUCGAAGAGUUGAGGGAUCUCCAAUACAGUGUUGACUAGAAGCUGUGAUGGGGGCAUCCUGAUCUUGUUCCUGAUUUUAAAAGGAAUGCUUUCAAAAUUUCAAAUAUGGUUUCUAGUUUUAGAGUUUCUGAACUACAAGUGUUACUAGGCUUUGCUGGACGGAAUAAAAGUGGACGCAAGCAUGACCUCCUGAUGAGGGCCCUGCAUUUAUUGAAGAGUGGCUGCAGCCCUGCGGUUCAGAUUAAAAUCCGAGAAUUGUAUAGACGCCGAUAUCCACGGACUCUUGAAGGGCUUUCUGAUUUAUCUGCAAUCAAAUCAUCAGUUUUCAGUUUGGAUAGUAGCUCAUCACCUGUAGAACCUGACCUGGCUGUGGCUGGAAUCCACUCGUUGCCCUCCACUUCAGUUACAUCUCACUCACCGUCCUCUCCUGUUGGUUCUGUGCUACUUCAAGAUACUAAGCCCACUUUUGAGAUGCAGCAACCAUCUCCUCCAAUUCCUCCUGUCCAUCCUGAUGUGCAGUUAAAAAACCUGCCCUUUUAUGAUGUCCUUGAUGUUCUCAUCAAGCCCACAAGUUUAGUUCAAAGCAGUAUUCAACGAUUUCAAGAGAAGUUUUUUAUUUUUGCUUUGACACCUCAACAGGUUAGAGAGAUAUGCAUAUCAAGGGACUUUUUGCCAGGUGGUCGGAGAGAUUAUACAGUUCAAGUUCAGCUAAGACUUUGCCUGGCAGAGACAAGUUGUCCUCAAGAAGAUAACUAUCCCAAUAGUCUCUGUAUAAAAGUAAAUGGGAAACUAUUUCCUUUGCCUGGCUAUGCACCACCACCGAAAAAUGGGAUUGAGCAGAAGCGCCCUGGACGCCCCUUGAAUAUUACAUCUUUAGUGAGGUUGUCUUCAGCUGUGCCAAACCAGAUUUCUAUUUCUUGGGCAUCUGAAAUUGGAAAGAAUUAUUCUAUGUCUGUAUAUCUUGUACGACAACUGACAUCAGCCAUGUUAUUACAGAGAUUAAAAAUGAAAGGUAUUAGAAACCCCGAUCAUUCCAGAGCACUAAUUAAAGAAAAACUUACUGCAGAUCCUGAUAGUGAAAUUGCUACAACUAGUCUCCGGGUGUCCUUGACGUGCCCUCUAGGGAAAAUGAGGCUAACAAUCCCAUGCCGUGCAGUGACAUGUACACAUCUGCAGUGUUUCGAUGCUGCCCUUUAUCUACAAAUGAAUGAGAAGAAGCCCACCUGGAUUUGUCCUGUCUGUGACAAAAAAGCUGCCUACGAAAGUCUAAUAUUAGAUGGGCUUUUUAUGGAAAUUCUCAAUGACUGUUCUGAUGUGGAUGAGAUCAAAUUCCAAGAAGAUGGUUCUUGGUGUCCGAUGAGACCGAAGAAAGAAGCUAUGAAAGUAUCCAGCCAACCAUGUACAAAAAUAGAAAGUUCAGGUGUCCUCAGUAAGCCUUGUUCAGUUACUGUAGCCGGUGAGGUAAGCAAGAAGAAAGUGGAUGUUAUCGACCUAACAAUAGAAAGCUCUUCUGAUGAAGAGGAAGACCCCCCUGCCAAAAGGAAAUGCAUCUUUAUGUCAGAAACACAAAGCAGCCCAACCAAAGGGGUUCUCAUGUAUCAGCCAUCUAUAAGGGUGCCUAGUGUGACUUCGGUUGAUCCUGCUGCUAUUCCGCCUUCAUUAACAGACUACUCAGUACCAUUCCACCACACCCCAAUAUCAAGCAUGUCAUCAGAUUUGCCAGGUUUGGAUUUUCUUUCCCUUAUUCCAGUUGAUCCCCAGUGUAGCCUCUUCCUCAUCGGCAUCAUUGUUUGUUUCAAGCAGUACUGUCCUCCUAUGUUUUUGGAUAGUCUCACCUCACCCUUAACAGCAAGCAGUACGUCUGUCACCACCACCAGCCCCCAUGAAAGCAGUACUCAUGUUAGUUCAUCCAGCAGCAGGAGUGAGACAGGGGUCAUAACCAGCAGUGGAAGUAGCAUUCCUGACAUCAUCUCAUUGGACUAAAGAAGGACGCACUUGAUUCUGGGAAUCAUUUCAUCAGAACUACUUUUUCUUGGAUCUCUGAUCCAUGGAAGUUAUUAUUUUGGCAAUUUGAUAUUUAUUGAAACAUCAUAUGGAUUCUUUUGCUUUCUGAGAGAUGAACAUAGAUGACAGCAGCAAGAACCAAAUGACAGGCAAGGACUUCUUACACAUACUGUACACUGAUCAGCAGAUACUUUCAGCCAUAAACAGUGUCUUGAGCAGUGGAUUUCAAUUUCAUAUGUUACUGGAUGGAUUUUACAAAUCAUUUAAAAAUUUUUGUUAUAUAAUAAACAGCAAUAAAAAUUAUGUAAAUAUUUGAACUUUCUAAUUCAAAAAAGAUGUAAUCAUUGAUGCUAGAAUGAUGCAACUUCUAUUUAACUCAAUGUGAAGGAAAAAAUAUAUGGAAAGAAGUCGUGUUUGCUGAAUGAAUCCUUUCCACAGAGAUUUGUUCUAUUUUAUUGAAGUAUUGAAAUUUUGAUAAAUGGCCAGAGUUGGGUUCCACUUGCAGUUCCACUUUUCUUCAUGAUCCCAUCAAAGAAAAAUGGCCUCUGUGUUGUGCAUUUCCUCUCGGUUGUCAUUUAUACCUUGACACUGUUUGCUAAUGAAUGCAGAGUGAAGCUCUGGGCUUUGGCUGCUCUUUAUUAGUGAUGAUGUUUAAGAACUCUAUGCAGAUUCUGCCCUGACAUAUUUUUUGGUAACUGUACAUUCUCAUUCUAGAGUUUUCUAUAAAUGUGAGGCUUGCCUUCUUAGGAAAGAAAUUGUCUCCAGCCUUUCAGGUAAGGUACAGUUGGAAAGUUUGUUAGAUUUUUCUUCAUGAUGUCCAGAAAUAUUGAUACUUUGAGAGCAGCAGUAGAGAAGAUUUAUGGGAGAUGGUAAUAACAAAUUUACUUCCCGAGAACUUAAUUUGCUCAUUUACUUUAUAGGAUAAUAUACAAAUCUUUGUUGAAACUUUUCACAUUUUAGAGACGCUGACAUAGAAAUUAUAUUUUACAUUUCGCAUCAUAUUGCUCACCAGUGUAUUUUCUGUCUCAGCAUUGAUUUUCAAAUUUAAGGAAAAAAUAGCAAGGCAUGGGGAAUAGCAUCAGAUUUUUUUUUACCUUUUAAAAAGAGAAUAUUUUCUGAAACCACAAAAUGAGAAAUGGUUGAAGUAAGGAAGGGUUGGGGAGGGACCUGAAGCCCACCUACUUUGUGUCUCACUCCACCCUUUGCUGAAACACUCCUUUCUCAUGCCUUUACUGGGGCAACUUGAAAACCACUUUCCUGGUGGGUAAUUUUAAAUUGCUCAAAAAUGAGUUUUACUUGAAGGGAGACAUUUUCAUCCAGGUUUUGUAGUUUGCUUCAUUUGGCUUCUUAAAUCAUUUUGAGUUCUCAAGGAUUUAGGACUUUGCUGAUGUUUAGCUUUCUCUCCCUAAGCUGUAUCUACUUUAAAACAAAAUCAUUCGGGCCGGGGAUUUAGCUCAGUGGUUCCGCUCCUGCCUUGCAAGCGCAAGGACCCGAGUUCGAUCCCUGGUACCAAAAAAGAAAACAAAAAUCAUUCUUUUCAUGGCUAAUCAAACUGAUUUCUCUGGCAGAUGUGCCCAUGUGAGGCCUCUACACUUCCGGUUUUAACAGAAACACAUUACUUCAAAAUAGGUACAACUUCAGGGAGCUGACUUCUUGUCCUUGCUUGAUUUUUUGCAUCUCCUCAAGUUUUCAUGUCAUUUGUACACUCUUUGUGCUGAUUUAAUUUAUAGUUUUUCACACUUCUUUGGCUUCAUCAUCCCCCAAUUUACUAUAGUGCCCCUUUGGUAGCACCACCUAUUAAAGAUGUGGAAACACAAAACCAACCUUGACUCUUCCAGCAGUAGUUGAACCAGAGUCACCAAUUUUAACUUCUUUGUCAUUAGAUUUGAGUCCAGGUUAGAGUCAAACAGACAUAAAAUUUCUUCUACUAGAAUUUUAUGUUGCUGCUCUAAGUAUACAUGUAGUUUGUUAACUCUGUUAUCAGAAAAAGUAACCUUAUUUGUGUGGUAUCAUUUGUUAAUAAAGUAUAUUUCUUAACAUUUUGUUAUACUUUUGAUUCUCAUACUUUUGAUUCUCCCCCAAUUUCAUAAACCAAGUUUUAUAAAAUAAAUGAGAUUAAUAGAAAUUAUUUACUUAUUUCUUACAACUGAUAGCCUCUUUGCUUUUGUAGUUGUGAUACGUUGUUACUAUUUUAUGUGAAUAGUUUUAAUAUUUUUGGUGCUGUACACUUAAGUUACAUAUGAAAGUUUAGUUUCUCUUAGCCGACUAACACUUAAACUUUUCAGUUUUUAUCUUAAAGUUGGGGCUUAUCUUUGGUAUGUGUCUUUGAAGAUGAGUCCUUUUUCUUUAUGCCUUGGCCCUAUGGCAGCAUUAUGGUUUUUAAGCCAGCAGCCUUUAAUUAAUAUGGUUGCUGUAAUUAUUAGCACAAAGAUUUUAAUUUUUUAGCAGUGUAUUUUGCUAGUACACAUUUCUGCUUACCCAAGUACAAUAGAAUAAAGUCAUCUUAACUGUUACUUAGAUGUCAACCAGCAAGAAACCAGUUGUUACUUUUAUAGUCACUUAGACAACUGUAUUUUUAUCUUCAUUCAUGUAGAGCUAUGAAGGGCUUUUGUUUGGUAACUCCUGGCAAUGUAAUUGGUGCUGAAUAUACCUUCAUUCAUGAGGUCUGCUUAUACUCACUAGCUUUCUCACCCCUGAAUGAACAACUUCAGGAUUUAAUUUUCAUUUCUGCUGAGAAAUUAUAAGUACUUGACAUUUACCCUAAGAUAAUUUUAAAGGUCCAAUGAAAUAGUUGAAGUGAAUCCAGGUUAUGUAAGAUGUUGGAUUAUAGGUGAAGUGGUGUGGAACAGAAAUUAUUUUGAUUUUUGAUAUGCCCUCAGGCCAGUCCUGGAUACUCCGUUUGGUAACUAUCCCAUAUGUCUUUUUCUUCUGCCAAUAAAGUAUUAGUUACAUUUGUAUUUUAAGUAACGUUAGUUUUAUGAAGCAUUGAUUUAGUUCUCAGCCCUUUCUCUUUAAUCUUCAGUUAAGGGAAAAAAAUUUUGUUUGCCUGUACCUUGUUCUCCAUUUCUAUGGAAUGUCAUAAGAAAUUGUUUCCCAGCUCUUUAAAUACCCCAUUUUAUAAAGCUUGAGUCUGAUGUUGGUUUUAGUGGCACUGAUCCAUAUGUUGUGGAAGUUUGAAAUUGUCAUUUUGAUGGAUGAUUGAUGGUUCAACUGGACACAGCAUCUUUUCUGCUACAGUGCUACAUGCAUUGGUGAAGUUUGUGAAAAGGAUUUAAGAAUUUCUCUGCUUGUUAAGAGUCUGACCCUACCAAAUAAACAAGUGGUUUGUAUCCUUGUCUUCUUUUUGGUUAGGUACCACACUACAAUUGCUAGAAAAAACAAAUAUAGGCAUAUAAAAAUAUUCACCCCCUCCUUUAAUACUUGCCUAGUUGGAUAUGUUUUUGUUUUUUCUGUUUAUAUCAACAGGACAUGCUCAUUGUGGAAAUUUUAAAUAAUACAGAAAAGUAUAAAGAAAAAUAACAAUUUUUAUCACCGAGUGAAAAGAGCCUCACUUGGUAUUUUUGCAUAUUUCUUGCCAAACUCUCUGCUAUUUGUGCGUAUUUUUUCAUAGAUUUAUUCAAUCUCAGCAUACUUUGUACCUUGGAUUUCCCCUCAGUCUACAGCAUUGUUCCAUUUUGUUAAAAACUGUGUCAGCCAUUACUAAUUACAUAAUAUUCCAUUGUAUGGAUGUGCCAUGAUGAUUCAUAUACUCUGUCCCAUUGGAUGUUUUAGAUUUAAUCUCAUAGUGUUACAGUGACUGCAUAAAUUAUUUUCCUUAGGAUGAAUUCCUAAAGAAAUGAUUUCUGGGUCAAGGCUAUAGUUAUGGUCUUUUAUGGCCCCACCUGAUGGUAUGAGAAAAGGCUGUCUAGCUAUGUUUUUUAAGAACACUUAAGAUUUACCUUUAUGUAGGCAACUGUACUAAGGUCUUCUGCCCUUAUGAUACUAGUAAACUGGGCUGAAGAGAUAAUUAGCAAGCAUCUUCCUAGGCUUUCUCAUUUAAAUAUACUGUUGUCCCUCAUCUGUAGGGGAUUAGUUCUAGGUCUGGCUCCAAUACCAAAAUCCACAGGUGCUCAAGUCUCUUUUAUAAAGUGAGAUGGUAUUUGUAUAUAACUACACAAUCCUCCCACAUACUUUAAAGCAUUUAGAUUAUUAAUAAUACUUAAUACAAUGUAAAUGUUUGUAAAUAGUUGUUAUACUACAGUAUUUAGGGAAUAAUAACAAAAAGAAAAAGUCUCCAUGCUCAAUACACAUGGAAUUUUUUCCUGAAUAUUUUCAGUCUGCAGUUGGUUGGAUCUACAGAUGCAGAGCCCCUGGCUAUAGAGGGUUGGACUGUAUUUACUGACAAGUUCCAGAAGUGUUUACAUAUGGAUAGCCAACUGAUUUUGCUUGCACUGUGAAGUAAAUAUUCCUUGUCAGAUUACAUUUUGGGAGUUUUGAUUUUGAUUUUAUUCUUUUUUACCAUUUGUGCCUAGGGCCAGCCCUUAGUAGCCAGCUCUCUUUUUCCUCUCAUAGGCUCCAUUUUGGCCUUUCUGAGCUUCCUAAAGCCAGUAGGAUCUGCUGAGGCAAAGGCAGUCCAUCUCAAACUGGAAAAGUGGUAAGGCUAAAAUACCAACAGGAUCCAGUUCUGCCUGUUUCACUUUGCAUUAUUUUAUGUUGCCAAUUAGAUCUUAACUCUUAGUUUUCUAAGAACACCAUGGGGAAAGAAAACAUUUCUAUAUAUAGAAGUUUCAGGAGUAGCAUUUUUUUAAUUGGCAUAGUACAUUUCAUUACUUUCCAAACUGGUUUUUGUUUCUGAAUGGCUUUUAAAGCUUAAUUUAUUUUAUAUUCUUGAUGUUUAACUCUUAAGUAAAGAGUAUCGUAAAAUAAAUAUUCCUCUUUCUUUGGAUGUUAUCAGACUGUUUAACAAAUGUUUAGUGUACAGUGGUACCUCAUUUUACAAACUUAAUUUGUUUUAUCAUUUUGGGAAAGAUGGCCGUGUUUGUGUCUGUGCAGGGAAGAUGGCUGUGAUCAUGUUUGUUACCUAAUGUGAAGUUUGCAAAUGGAAGCAAAAUUUUGCUGAACACUUUUGUGAAGCAUUGGUGAACCGAGGUAUUACUGUAUUUCUAAGUAUGUGGGUUGAAGUAGUUACAAAAGGUAUAGUCUCAGGCUUCAAAGAGCUUAUAAUGCAGUUUUAAAAAAUCAGGAAUACUUAUUAACAGGCAUUCUGCUAAGAACUUCAUGAAGAUGUUUCAUUCCUUGCACCAUCCUUUCAAAGGAAAGUAGUAUCUCCAUUUUACAAAUGAAAAUGUGUGGUGCAUAGUAGAUCCGCAGUGAAUGGCUUAGUGGGCUUGGGAGUCUGACCCAGACUUACCUCGGAAGCGUUGUGACUAAAUUGAAGUGACAUUGCUAUGGUGUUCAGGAGACUGGUAUGAAAAUCUAGGUAAAAUUAGGAGAAUGAGUUUCAGACCAUAGCCAUAGUAAUUAUUAGGAAAGGUGGAUGCCAGAGCCCUUUCUGAGGAAAAUUGAAGACUGAGGCAAGAGGAUUGCCAAGAGUUUGAGGCCAGCCUGGACUGCAUAGGGAGACCUUGUCUCAAAAAAACAAAUUCAGUGGCUGAACAAAGGUAGGAGUAAGGGCUGUGUCAAUCCUCAAACCCAGGGCUGUUAUUCUUCUAUACUGUUGUAAUUUGGAGGAAGACAGUGCUAUUUACAGAGACAAGAGGCAGUGUGAUUAGUCAUGUAGGGGAAACCAGUUUAAGCGGGGGUUAUCAGGAAGCUUCUGUGAGUCUCAUUGGUUUUCCUGCAGUCUUAAGUGCAACUCCUUUGUCAUCCCUUUUCACCUUCACCUCUAUGCUGUGCAUGUUCUGGUCACUCAGUCACUCAUUCACUGUGUCCUAAACCAUCUUGUUCACAUCUCACCCUUUUUUUACUCUUCACUGCUUUGCCUUUGCAGAUUUACCUGUCAACUUACCAUUACCGGCAGCUCUCACUAGUGUGGGCUCUAUUACAGUCUAUAUUUUUCAAGAGGUGAUAGGUGCUGCCCUUUCUCCCUGAUGGAGUGCUUCUGUCAAAAACCUCUGCUUCUGGAGGAAAGCAAUAUCAUGAAGGGCUUGUAAAACAGCAUUGGAGGGUUUUUCUGAUCAUUAAUAGUAAUGAAUAUUCAUUGUAGAGUUUGGUAUGAUUAUCUCCACUGUAUAGUUGUACAAACAGAUUGAGAGGGUAAGUACACCUGCACUUGCCUAAGGUCAUCCAGCUAAGUGGGGAGUUAGACUUCAAAUCAAAUUUUUAACCACCUCAGGCCUUUACUGACCGUUGUAUUUCUUUGUUGUUUUGGGUGCUGAGUACAGAACCCAGGACUUCACACAUGCCAACCGUGGGCUCUGCCAUAUCCCCUGCUCCUGUUCAUUCUGUUUUCAAAACGGGUGUUUCCUACCUUAUAUCACUGUUUAUAUCCCGUAUGGCACUUAUUACAACCUACAGCAAUUUUAUGUAUUGGUUCACUGUGUUGUCUCUACUAGAUUGUAAGCUCCAUGAGAGCAGGAGUGGUAUCUUGCAUUCCAGAGCAUAACAUGGUAUGUGGUGCGUAAGUAGAUGCUCAAUAAAUAUUUGUGAAUGAAGAAA